AUGCUCAACACCAGCAUGACGCUGCAUCCGCUCCUCGCCGUGCUAUUCGGCAGCCUGGCCAUGCUCCCCGAGGCCGUGCGCGCCGUCAACGUCGAUACCCAGGACUCUAUUGGGCCGGCCACGGCCCUUGCGGCUCUCAACGCCAGCGUCGGGGGCCGGGUGAAGAUCACGGAGCCCUUUGCGCUGCCGUGCUUCGCGACGUACGAGGGCCGGCCGAACCCGCGCCGCGACACCGCCGUCUGUGCCGAGCGCCAGGCCAACUACCGCUCUUCCGCGUACCGCAGCCGCUUCCCCGGCGGCUACAUGUACGACCAGUCGUCCGUGUGCGCAACAGACCCGGCCUCGGCGGACCGCUGCCUGCUCGACCCCAAGGACCCCUCCAACCGCGGUGCCUUUGAGAGCGCCGACUGCAGGCAAGGCAACGUUCCGGCCCACUACCUGGAAGUGAAAGAGGCGAGAGACGUGGUCGAGGCGUUUCGACACGCGGAAGGCUCCGGCAGCGGGCUGAGGAUUGUCGUCAAGAACAGUGGGCAUUCGUUCGAGCUCGACAGCAGCGGCAAGAGGGCGCUGUCGCUGUGGACGCACAACCUCAAGAAGCUGACGCGCCACCGCGACUUCGUCCCCGACGGGUGCGGCUCCUCGUCACGGCACGUCGAUGCCAUCACCACGGGCGCGGGCGUCACCUGCAACGAGGCCUACUCCUACGCCGACGCCGAGGGAGUCCUCAUCCUGUGCGGCUACUCGGCGACAGUUGGCCUCACGGGCGGCUGGGUGCAAAACGGGGGCCACUCGGUUCUAAGCAACAUGUUUGGGCUCGGUGCCGACCGCGUGCUGCAAUUCACCGUCGUGACGCCCGACGGGGUCACCCGCGUGGCGAACCGCUGCCAGAACGCGGACCUGUUCUGGGCGCUCCGCGGCGGCGGCGGCGGCACCUUUGGCGUCGUCCUGGACGCGACGCACAAGGUCGAGCCGGCGGCGCCCAUCGCCGUGGCCAACAUCAGCGUGCCCGCGCGGGGCGACGUGGACGUCGUGUACGGCUUCAUGGAGACGUUGUUCGACUCGGCGGUCGCCAUGGCCGAGGACGGCUGGGGCGGCCACAUCUACGGCAACUCCAUCGCCUACAUGAGCCCGAAGCUGCAGUCGGAGGAGGAAGCCAAGAAGUCGAUGGCGCCGCUCAUCGCCUUUGCCGAGAAGCACUCUGGCAGCGUCAACGUGUCCAUCUCGCCGCGCUGGUACCCCAUCUUCGACGACUUUGUGCUCAAGGGGUCCUACCCCGUCGGAGACCUAAGCCUCAUCAACACGCGCCUCGUGCCCGUCAAGGUACACACCGACAAGGCACUUCGCGCGCAGUUCAAGGCGUACAUGCGCGAGUUCAUCUCGACCAUCGGCCCGCCGUACGUACCCGUCGACGCGCCGUACCUAUACCGCCCUUCCUCGCCGUCGACGACGUCGGUGCACCCAGCGUGGUACUCGUCGCUCUGGGAAUGGGGAUACCCCAACAGCUGGGCGUGGAACGGCACGCUCGAGGACCGGGUGCGCGCCGUGCGCGGCAUGCAGGCGCAGACGGCGCGCAUGGAGGCCGUGACGCCCGGGGGCGGGACGUACAAGAACGAGGCGAACCCGUUCACGCCCGACUGGCAGCGCGUCUUCUUCGGCGGGCACUACGAGCGGCUGCUGGCCGUCAAGCGCAGGUAUGAUCCGCGCGGCCUGCUGCGCUGCUGGCGAUGCGUGGGGUGGACGGACGAGGACGCGGAGGCAUCGUGCUAUCGCGCGUUUAACAAUGUCGGCGCGUAG
Purpureocillium lilacinum is the source of this 1794-nucleotide messenger RNA. RefSeq lists its product as uncharacterized. NCBI's taxonomy places the organism in Eukaryota, Fungi, Ascomycota, Sordariomycetes, Hypocreales, Ophiocordycipitaceae. The record is from RefSeq and is a predicted model, not a curated record. Gene Ontology annotation, molecular function: FAD binding; oxidoreductase activity.